This is a messenger RNA of Apis cerana (Asiatic honeybee), 1110 nucleotides long. RefSeq names its product DNA-binding protein RFXANK. NCBI's taxonomy places the organism in Eukaryota, Metazoa, Arthropoda, Insecta, Hymenoptera, Apidae. The record is from RefSeq and is a predicted model, not a curated record. Gene Ontology annotation, molecular function: protein binding.
AUGGAAAAUCAAAUUCAUUCUGAACUAAUUAUAAAAGAAGAAGAGGAAGAAGAAGAAGAAAAAGAACAAAAAUGUGAAACUAAAAAUAUUAUUUGUGAUGGGGAAUCAACAAUUGGCAUCAGACCAAGACCAUUAAUUUGUAAACCAGAAAAUAUUGGAUGUAAAUCCGAACCUAUAGAAACCAAGUGGCAUUGGGCUCCAGGAGCAUGGCAAGAUGCUACAAGAACUAGUGCUUUUCAACCAUAUAAGCCUCCUACUAUACUUACUAAUUUACAAAGAGGUAAUACCCAAACAGAAAUACCUCAACUUUAUAGUGGUAGUGAUAUUACAUUUCAUACAUUAGCUGGUCAAGGUGAACUUACACCUGAACAUAUACAUCCAAAUACUAUAGACACACCUGAUGAAAAAGGUUUAACUGGUCUUAUGUGGGCUGCGGGAUAUGGACAAUUAGGUAGUGCACGGCAAUUACUUAAAGCUGGUGCUAAUAAGAAUUACCGUGGUCUUAAUGGAGAGACACCUUUGCAUUUAGCAGCUGCUUAUGGACAUCAUGAUCUUGUAAAAUUAUUAUUAAAUCAUGAUGCAGAUUCGAAUGCAAGUGAUGAGGAAGGAAAUACACCUUUAAUAUAUGGAGCAUAUGGUGAUCAUCCACAUGUAUGUUAUGAAUUAUUAUCCAGAGGUGCUGAUAUAACACAUCGUAAUAUGUAUAAUAUAAGUGCUUAUCAUGCAGCAAUAUUAAAUAAUUCAUUAACUGCUAAAGCAGUUAUUGAAAAUUAUUUGAUACAACAAGUGAUAAAUAUACCACCAGAUAUAUUGCAAUAAAAUAAUAUAAUGCAAAUAAUAUAAAAAUGAUUUUUUAAUAUUAACAGGUUUUAAAAGAGAUUACACAUAAUGAUAUUUAUAAUUGAAUAUUUUAAGUUUUUAUUUUUAAUUCUAUAUAAUUAUUUAUAGCAAAUAUUUUUAAAAAAUGCAUUAUUAGUGAAUGAAAUUUAUAUUUUUAAUUUUUAUGAAUAGAAAAUUUUACAGAAAAUUUGUCAAUUAUAUUUAUACAUAUUCAAUGAGUAAAUUAAAUGAUAAAUAAAUUUUUGCUUACUUAUAAAAAGACAAAUAAAA